Molecule: messenger RNA, 4312 nt
Organism: Nerophis ophidion (straightnose pipefish)
Lineage: Eukaryota; Metazoa; Chordata; Actinopteri; Syngnathiformes; Syngnathidae
Product: cytochrome c oxidase assembly protein COX18, mitochondrial
Exons: 7
Coding region: 188-1153 (321 amino acids)
Biological process (GO): mitochondrial respiratory chain complex IV assembly; protein insertion into mitochondrial inner membrane from matrix
Cellular component (GO): mitochondrial inner membrane
Molecular function (GO): membrane insertase activity
Source: RefSeq, a predicted model, not a curated record
UCACAUGUAGUCGCCGAAGAAGCGGGUUACGUCAUCAAGAUGCGCCGCGGCUUGUCGGCUGUUGUCUGACUGCGGGACGGCGGAGAAAAGUGACCAAAAACGCCCUCAAACAGCCAGUUGUCAACUAAGAAAAAAAGUCAAUGUUUUAAUUAAUGUGACGUGGUUGAGGAGCAGGGGGGGUGCUACCAUGCUGGCUUUGGGGGGGCUCCGCCUUCUGCGGCUGCCCGUCCGAACCGCCUGUGGCGCGGCGUUCCUCAGGAAGUCUUCGCCCUCGGCCAUCACUCACUCUGACAGCUCGGCGCAACACCGGCUGUCCUCUGGGGACGCCGCUUCUGGGUGGUACCAUCAGGUGUCGCACUCGGCACCUGUGCACCUGGCCGAAGACUUCCUGGUCCACGUCCAGCAGAGCAGCGGUCUGCCGUGGUGGCUCAGCAUCGUCGUCUGCACGCUGUCAGUCAGGACGCUCGUGACGCUGCCGCUCGCCGCCUACCAGCUCGUCAUUCUUGGCAAGGUGGAGGCGCUCCAGGCGGAGAUCGCGGUGCUGGCGAAGAGGCUCCGGUACGAGGUGUCCGUGCGAGCCAAGGAGAGAGGCUGGACGGACAAACAGUGCCGGUUCCAGUUCCGCAAGAACUUGCGCCGCGUGGUGUCCCAGCUGUACAUCCGGGACAACUGUCACCCGGUCAAAGCCAGCCUGCUGGUGUGGGUCCAGCUGCCCCUCUGGAUCAGCCUGUCCCUGGCCCUGCGGAACCUCAGCCUGGAAAACCAGGCCCUGAGGCCGGAUCUGAUGACCGGCGGCGCUCUGUGGUUCGCCGACCUCACGUCGCCCGACACCACCUGGCUCCUCCCACUUUCCCUAGGCCUGGUGAACCUGCUCACGAUUGAGGUAUUUUCCCUCCAGAGGUCCACGGCGUCGUCUUUUCACAAAUGGCUGACCUACGCCAUGCGAGGCUUCGUCCUGCUCAUGAUUCCCGUCGCCGCCGCCGUCCCUUCGUCCAUGGCGCUCUACUGGUUCUCCUCCAGCGUGGUGGGCCUGGGUCACAAUCUGCUCCUUCGUUCUCGCGCCCUGCACAAGCUCCUGAAAGUUCCCAGCAGACGCUCGGACACGCCGUACAGAGACCUGCUGGCCGCCCUGGUGGCCAAGUACUGCAAGUAGCAAGUAAACUGGAACAUUUCACUGCUGGACUCGCUUGACCCCAUAGCUAGAACUUCAUUUCCUGUCCACUGCAGACAAUACAAAUCUACUAGGGACCCUCAAACAUUUCCUGUUUUCCUACUCACUGCUUUGUUUUUUUUCCUGUAGAAACUGUGGCAGCUCCUCUGCAACUAAACAACUACCCAACAGUAAGACGUAAUCAUGAGACAAAAAGAUGAACUGAAGUCAUAAUCAUGAGAUAAAAAGAUGAAAUGAGGUCAAAAGUCAUGAUUAUGAGAUAAAGACUUAAUAAUGACUUAAGUCUUACAUAUGAGAUAAAGAUGACAUUAGUUGAAAAGUCACAAUUAUGAAAUAAAAAGUUGAAAUGUUAAAUUUAUAAUUUUUAUUUUGUAUCUCACAGUUAAGACUUUCUCAUAAUUAUGACUUAUUUCAUAAUUUUGUUUUUUGAUCUGAUUAUGACUUGAUUUAAAUUUAACUUCUGAUCUCAUAAUUUUAACUUUAUAUUACAGCUGACUUUCUAAUAAUUUUGACUUUGAAUUUCAUAAUUUUAAUUUAUCUCAGUUAUGACUUCUCAUAAUGACUUAUUUCAUAAUUUUGAGAGUGGAUCUGAUAAUUAUGGCUUUUGAUUUAAUAAUGAAGACUUCUGAUCUCAUCAUUUUGACUUUUUAUCUCGUAGUUGACUUCGCCAUAAUUGACUUUUGAUCUCUGAAUUAUGAUUUUAAUUUGAUAAUGUCUUUUGAUCUAAUAUGACUUUUGAUUGAAUAAUUAUGACUUUUGAUAUAAUUGUGACUCUAGAUUUAAUAAUUAUGACUUGAUCUGAUAUAAUUAUGACUUGAUGUAAUAAUUUCGACUUUUUAUCUGAUCAUUGUGAUUUGAUCUCGUAAUUAUGACUUUAUAUCUGAUCAUUAUGACUUCUCAUAAUUGACUUAUUUCAUAAUUGUCAGCAUUGAUCUGAUCAUUUUCACUUGAUUUAAUAAUUAUGACUUCUGAUCUCAUAAUUUUGACUUUUUAUCUCAUAGUUGACUUUGUCAUAAUUUAGACUUUUGAACUCUGAAUUAUGACUUUUGAUUUAAUUAUGACUCAAUCUCAUAAUUAUGACUUGAUUUAAUCAUGACUUGAUCUCAUAAUUAUGACUUUGGAUUUAAUCAUUCUGACUUGAUCUGAUAUUUAUGACUUUAAAUUUAAUCAUGACUUGACGUAAUAAUUUUGACCUGAUCUGAUAUGACUUGAUCUCAUAAUUCUGACUUUUGAUUUGAUCAUUAUGACUUGAUUGAAUAAUUUAGACUUUUGAUUUGAUCAUUGUGAUUUUAUCUCGUAAUUAUGACUUUAUAUCUGAUCAUUAUGACUUCUCAUAAUUGACUUAUUUCAUAAUUGUCAGUGUUGAACUGGUCAUUUUCACUUGAUUUAAUAAUUAAGACUUCUGAUCUCAUUAUUUUGACUUUUUAUCUAAUAGUUGACUGUCAUAAUUUUGACUUUUGAUAUCUGAAUUAUGACUUGAUUGAAUAAUUUUGACCUUUAUCUCAUAAUUAUGACUUUAGAUCUGAUAUGACCUUUGAACUCACAAUUAUGACUUUAAAUUUAAUAAUUAUGACUUGAUCUGAUAAUUAUGACUUUAGAUGUAAUCAUCAUGACUUGACGUAAUAAUUUUGACCUUAUCUGAUACGACUUUUGAUCUCAUAAUUAUGACUUUUGAUUUGAUCAUUAUGACUUGAUUUGAUUAUUUUGACUUUUGAUUGGAUCAUUGUGAUUUGAUCUCGUAAUUAUGACUUUAUAACUGAUUAUUAUGACUUCUCAUAAUUGACUUAUUUCAUAAUUGUCAGCAUUGAUCUGAUCAUUUUGACUUGAUUUAAUAAUUAAGACUUCUGAUCUCAUAAUUGUGACUUUUUAUCUCAUAGUUGACUUUGUCAUAAUUAUAACUUUUGAUUUAAUAAUCAUGACUUGAUCUCAUAAUUAUGACUUUAGAUUUAAUAAUUAUGACUCGAUCUGAUAUGUAUGACUUUAGAUUUAAUCAUGGCCUGACGUAAUAAUUUUGACCUGAUCUGAUAUGACUUCAUCUCAUAAUUAUGACUUUUGAUUUGAUCAUUAUUACUUAAUUUAAUAAUUUAGACUUUUGAUUUGAUCUCGUAAUUAUGACUUUAUAUCUGAUCAUUAUGACUUCUCAAUAUUGUCAGCGUUGAUCUGAUUAUUUUGACUUGAUUUAAUAAUUUUGACUUUAUCUGAUAUGACCUUUGAUCUCAUAAUUAUGACUUUAGCUUUAAUCAUCAUGACGUGACGUAAUAAUUUUGACCUAAUCUGAUAGGACUUUUGAUCUGAUAAUUAUGACUUUUGAUCUGAUAAUUAUGAGUUUUAAUUUUGAUCAUUAUGACAUGAUUUAAUUAUUUUGACUUUUGAUCUGAUAAUUAUGACUUUUGAUUUUGAUUAUAAUUACUUGAUUUAAUUAUUUUGACUUUUGAUCUGAUAAUUAUGAUUUGAUCUUGUAAUUAUGACUUCUCACAAUGAUUUGAUCUCGUAAUUAUUCAUUUUUAUCUGAUCAUUACGACUUCUCAUAAUUAUGACUUAUUUCACAAUUGUGAAGUAAAGUGAAUUGAAUUGUAUUUAUAUAGCGCUUUUCUCGAGUGACUCAAAGCGCUUUACAUAGUGAAACCCAAUAUCUAAGUUACAUUUAAACCAGUGUGGGUGGCACUGGGAGCAGGUGGGUAAAGUGUCUUGCCCAAGGACACAGCGGCAGUGACUAGGAUGGCAGGAGCGGGAAUCGAACCUGCAACCCUGAAGUUGCUGGCACGGCCGCUCUACCAACCGAGCUAUAUGCCCCCUGUGUUGAUCUGAUAAUUUUGACUUUAAUCUGAUUAUGACGACUUUUGAUCUGAUAAUUAUUACUUUUGAUCUCAUAAUUUUGACUCUUAUGACUUAUUUCAUCAUUAAGGGUUUAGAUCUGACCAUUUUGACUUGAUUUGACAAUUAUGACUUUUAAUCUCAUAAUUAUGACUUUGCUCUGAUAAUUAUGACUUUUGCUGGAGGAAUGAUUAUGACUUUGAUGUGAUCUUCAUGAGAUCUCAAGGUGUAUUUCCCGAGGAUGCUGGAGUGUCAUGAUAAUAUUGUGUGUGCUGCAUGGAAUGUUCCUUCAAUAAAUUGCGUGGGAGAGAAACAUCCCAACAUGGA